UAGUGUUGUUUUGCCAAGAGGAAGAGAGACUAGUAGAAACCGGUUGGCCGUAGCUUUCGUCAGAUCAUCGAUCGAAUGGCGUCUUGUUCGUCUCUCACCGUUGUCACCCUGCCGUCCGCCGCCGGGCCGACGACCAGUCGGCCGCGCGCGUCAGCGACCUUGCGUCUGACGGCGAAUAGCGGCCACCGCGUCUCUGGCACCGUGCGGUGCAGCGCCGCGCCGGGCGGCCUCGGGAUCCCGGGGAAGCUGGCGGAGCUCUGGCAGGCGGCGAGGGCCGCGCCUCCGGGGACCGUGGUCGCCGCCGUGGCUGCAGCGGCGGUGGUCUACAAGGUGGCGUCCGGCCUCCUCGCUCCGCCGACUCCGCCGCCGCAGCGACGGGUGCAGGUAGCUGAGGAGGCGCUGCCCCCAGCUCCCGAGCCAGUGCAGGUGGGCGAGAUCACGGCGGACGAGCUGCGGCAGUACGACGGGUCUGACCCUGAGAAGCCGCUGCUGAUGGCCAUCAAGGGCCAGAUCUACGACAUCUCACAGAGCAGAAUGUUCUAUGGGCCUGGUGGACCAUAUGCAUUGUUUGCUGGUAGAGAUGCCAGUAGGGCAUUGGCGAAGAUGUCCUUUGAGCCUCAAGAUCUGACAGGUGAUGUAUCUGGCCUCGGUCCAUUUGAGCUCAGCGCCUUGCAAGACUGGGAGUACAAGUUCAUCAGCAAGUAUGUGAAGGUAGGGAGCAUCAAAACAACAGGACCCGUAGAAGAGGCCAGUGCUAGCACUACCUCUGAAAUACAGGAGGAAGCUCCUGCUGUAAAAUUGAAUGGAGAAAAAGCACCUUGAGACACCAAUAGAUAUAAUUGAUUCUGAAGUUUGACGAGAAAGAAAGAAGUGGAGGUCACUGCUGAUGAAGGCUCCGAAGGGGGCAACUGGAUGCUCUCCUAGCUGAUACAGUGAAGCUACAUGCAUCUGGACUGGAAUUGACAGAUCUGCUGUCACUUUGUGUAAUUAGAAACUUGAGAGUACUAUCAAUCAUGGGUUGACGAGAUAAUAUUGUUGAUUUUCCUUGUCAAGAACAUGCUGCCAUGUUAUUAGUUGGAUGUGUUGAUGGUCAA
Molecule: messenger RNA, 1094 nt
Organism: Lolium perenne
Lineage: Eukaryota; Viridiplantae; Streptophyta; Magnoliopsida; Poales; Poaceae
Product: membrane steroid-binding protein 2
Cellular component (GO): endoplasmic reticulum; endomembrane system; membrane
Source: RefSeq, a predicted model, not a curated record